UAUACAUACACGUACCUACAUAAUCGGUUACAGCUUAACGACGUUUAAAUAAAGCUUAGGAAGUUGUUGAAGAGUGCUUUUGUAUUAGAAUCAGACUUCAAGAUCAUUUCGAGAUGGAGAGCAAUUUAUGUGAAGUCGUAAAAAAGUAUAAAUGCUCAGUCUGUGACUGCCUUUUAUCCAUCCUGCCUAUCAGUAUUGCAAAUGUGGAUGGUAAAAAUGAUAAUGAAUUAUAUAAGUGUGGCAGGUGCCACAGAAUUAACUGCGAGGAGUACAGCUGGACUCGAAUCCGCCUCUUUGAAGAAAUGGCUCAAAACCUGUCAUUCCCUUGUUCCUACCCUCCGUGCAUGGAAAUGUUACCGUGGAGUAAGGUGGAGCAACAUGAAGGAAAUUGUCAUUACAAGACCAUAAAGUGUCCCGUAUGUUUGGACGAGAUGUUAAUAGAUGAUCUUGGAGAACAUAUUACUGAUAAACAUAAGGAACAUGUAAAAAAAGGCUUCGAUGGGAAUGGCUGGGAAGUAAAUAGAUAUAAUAACUAUAUGUUCUUUGUCGAAGUAGACAGUCAGUACUUCUUCGUUUACAUUCGACAGUGGAAUAGAGCAGUUGUUAUGAGUACCAAAUUGAGUAAAUUCACUAAGUGCAAUGUUAAACUGAAAUUCGGUGUAGAAGAUAAUUAUGCGGUGUCUAUCGAUAAUCUACCCGUGAUUCCCUAUAAUAAUAAUAUACAUAAAAUGCAUACAAAUUCUUUCACGAACAACCUUAGUAACAGAUUUUCCGAUAUCAUCGGUAAGACCAGUCGCAACUAUCCCAUCAUCAGAUUUUACGUAACAUUAAUCGCUGACGAAUCUAUUGAUGAAAAAGGCAGAAAGGAACAGGAACAAAAUCCCGUACAGUUCAAUGUGGAGAUUAAUAGGAAAGCUCUGACAUGUCCCUACUGCGUGACAUACAUGGCAGCUCCAAUAUUCGCGUGUGUUAGUGGCCACACCAUCUGCAUGGAGUGUAAAUCUCGAUUGGAGAAAUGCCCCACAUGCCAGGCUUCUCUUGAUGGACCAAGAAAUUACACCCUGGAGGAGAUGGCCGACGACGUGGAAAUACCCUGCCAAUUCAACAUCAAUGGGUGUCCGUUG
Anoplophora glabripennis (Asian longhorned beetle) is the source of this 1124-nucleotide messenger RNA. RefSeq lists its product as uncharacterized. Gene Ontology annotation, biological process: multicellular organism development; proteasome-mediated ubiquitin-dependent protein catabolic process. The record is from RefSeq and is a predicted model, not a curated record. Gene Ontology annotation, molecular function: ubiquitin protein ligase activity; ubiquitin conjugating enzyme binding. The transcript has 3 exons. The annotation marks the transcript as partial. NCBI's taxonomy places the organism in Eukaryota, Metazoa, Arthropoda, Insecta, Coleoptera, Cerambycidae. Gene Ontology annotation, cellular component: cytoplasm.